Molecule: messenger RNA, 438 nt
Organism: Seminavis robusta
Lineage: Eukaryota; Bacillariophyta; Bacillariophyceae; Naviculales; Naviculaceae
Source: the annotation of a GenBank genome assembly
AUGCCAGCACCCCAUGUCAUUCCUGUUCUUCAGUGUACUGAUCGAAGGACCCACGAAUAUGUUCAUGAGAAUGACAGCUGCAACAGCAGCCAGCGCCGUGGACACGACAAUUUAUGCGUUUGCCAGCACCGAGUUCGGGGCGGCAUUGCUCGUGUUUGGGGCAACGACGAGAACCUUAUUGAAGUGGGGUUCGCAACCAAACGAACCACCACCUUACGUCCAGAAGAGACUCAGGAGGAGGCAGUCGCUCCUGUGGAGAGCCUACAGCAAGACAUUGCAGAUUGCGACUCACUUGUCAGUGAGGACGAUCGGGACCCUGCUGUUGAUGACGCAGUUGGCGCAAUUGUCAGUCAGAGAAUCGUCCGGGGCGCCACAGACAGAACGACGUCGGUCCGAUCAGGACGACCCAUUCUUGGAUCAAGAUCCGGAGACAGAUGA